Molecule: messenger RNA, 765 nt
Organism: Prorocentrum cordatum
Lineage: Eukaryota; Dinophyceae; Prorocentrales; Prorocentraceae
Source: the annotation of a GenBank genome assembly
AGCCCGAGGCGGCCAGCGACGGACUCAUGCUGCGCAAGAGCCACCUGUUCCCCCUGCACGGCACCGCCAGCUUGCGGCCCCAGGCGUUGCCGGCGGGCUCUGGCGUUGCGGACAUGCUGCAGGUGCCAGAGAUUCGGCAGCUGGCGCGUAUGGUCUGGCUGGUGCGUCACCCUCUGGACGUCGUCGCCGCCUGCAGGCGCUACAAGACCUGGAGCAAGGGCAUCAACGAGAUGUACCUCAACAUGGAGACGCUAGCAGUGUUGCUGCUUGCUCUCGCGAUCCUCCACCCCGCCCACUGCGACGCCAUCCGGGCGGCCUCCGCCCAAGGCAAUCACUUCGGCGGCGGCCGAGCCCUCGUGGUGACCUACGAGCGCCUCUGCAGCGGCACGGCCAGCGAGCUGCUGCGGGUCCUCGCCUUCGUCGGCAGGCCCGACGUGCAACUGGCGGCCGUGGAGGCAAUGCUGGCCGCCUGGCCGGAGCUGCGCUGCCGCCACGCGAACGACACGGUGCCGCGGCGGGCCACGCUGGAGGUGCUGUCCCAGGACCACCCGUACCACGCUGGCGGCGUCGCGGGGGUCACGCGCGAGCUGGACUCGGCGUUGGGGGUCUGGCGGCGCGCGGCACAGGCAUCGGCGGAGCCCGCGGCCGGCGGCGUUCGGCGGCCGUCGGAGCUGUGAAGGGCGCCGGCGAGCGAAAGAGGAGGCGCGCGCGGGCGCGGCUGGGUGCUCCGUGGGGAGGGCUGCCCUGACGUCCUCCCAUUGCGAG